Molecule: messenger RNA, 447 nt
Organism: Plectropomus leopardus (leopard coralgrouper)
Lineage: Eukaryota; Metazoa; Chordata; Actinopteri; Perciformes; Serranidae
Product: parvalbumin beta
Cellular component (GO): cytoplasm
Molecular function (GO): calcium ion binding
Source: RefSeq, a predicted model, not a curated record
UCACGAAGCUGCAAGAGAGUGUUGGUGGCUUAUAAGCACAAAGCAAGAGAAGCACAGAUCUGCACAUCACAGGCUCAGAGAGUGCAAACCUCACCCGAAGCACGGCAGCUACAGAGGACCAUGGCAUUUGCAGGGAUGCUGAGCGACGAGGACAUCAAGGCUGCAGUCCAGGCUUGUCAAGCUCCAGGCACAUUCAACUUCAAGUCAUUCUUUGCACAAGUGGGACUGACCGGCUCGUCUGAGGCAGAGGGGAAAAAAGUGUUUACAGUGUUGGACCAGGACAGGAGUGGAUACAUUGAGGAGGAGGAGCUCAAACUGUUCCUUCAGAAUUUCUCUCCGGGGGCGAGGGAGCUGACUGUGGCUGAGACCAAGGCUCUGAUGGCUGCAGGCGAUAAGGACGGAGAUGGCAAGAUUGGGAUGGAAGAGUUCUGUGAUAUCCUGAAAUAA